Messenger RNA from Sclerotinia sclerotiorum 1980 UF-70, 2406 nucleotides. RefSeq lists its product as hypothetical. The transcript has 2 exons. Lineage: Eukaryota; Fungi; Ascomycota; Leotiomycetes; Helotiales; Sclerotiniaceae. The record is from RefSeq and is a predicted model, not a curated record. Gene Ontology annotation, molecular function: translation initiation factor activity; GTP binding; GTPase activity. The coding region runs from base 1 to 2406 and encodes 801 amino acids.
AUGGCGCCAAAGAAGAAGAACAACAAGAAGCAGAAUGAUGACUGGGAGGCGGAGUUGGGAGAGACCGUUGAGCCUGUCACCGCAAAGGAGCCUGAUGCUGAAACCGCCGAGGCCGACCCUGAGGAGGAAUUUCCAGCAGGAGGACUCAUGGCUAUGAUGCGCAAGAAGCAAAAGAAAGGCAAGAAGGGAAAGCAGCUGGAAGAUUUCGUUGAGGGGGAGGACCCCCCAGCCGCGGAUGAACAACCUCAAGACGAUUUCGCAGACAAAGCUCCCGUUGAAGCUUCGAUAGACGAUGAAUUUGUUCUGCCAGAAAAAAAAGGAAAGGGAAAGAAUGCGCAGGCUAAGGCUGCAAAGAACGACGAGGCAGGAGAUGACGAUUUAGGUGCUGAUGGGAAAAUGCUUACCAAAGCGCAAAAGGAAAAGUUGAGGAAAGAGAGAGAAAAGCAGAGGAAGAAGGAACAGGCGGCUUUGAAAAAGAAGACCGCUCCGGCUGGAAAGGCUGCUGAGGUUGAGAAGCCAGUGGAGGAAGUGAAAUCAGUAGAGACUGCACCCGCUCCUGCUGCAGGUGGUAAAGGCAAAAAGCUACCAGCUGCCCUUGCGAAGCUACAGAAACAACAAGAGGAACUCAAAAAGCGGGAAGCAGAAAGAGCUGCUGCGAUUGCAGCUGAGAAGGCUCGAAUCGAAGAAGAGGAGCGUCGAGAAGCUGAAGAGGAAAAGAAGCGCGAAGAGGCCAGAGCUUUGAGAAAGCAAAAGGAGAAGGAGAAGAUUGAACAACAGAAGAGAGAGGGUACCUAUCUCACUAAGGCCCAAAGGGAGGAGAAAUUACGAAACGAAAUGAAGCUAAAGCAAAUGAUUGACGCUGGUGUAAAGGUGGGAGGUGGAGAAGGAGGAGAAAAGAAGAAGGUCGUCUACGGAAACAAAAAGAAGGGUGGGAAGAAGAAUCCUGCCGAAAUCAAGGCUGAUGAAGAGAGGGCUCUUGCUGAAGCCGCUGAACGUGCGAAGAAGGAGGCCGAGCGAAUUGCGGCGGAAGCUGCAGCUAAAGCAGAAAGGGAGGCUGCUGAAGAAGCCGCCAAGAAAGAAAAAGAGGAUAGUGAAUUAGAAGACUGGGAGGCGGCUGCAGACGAGGAGGAUGUUAAGGAAAGCUGGGAUGCGGACUCUGACGAGGAGGGAGAGAAGAAAGCUGUCACUUCUUUACCGACCAGAGCGAAGGAGGCAGAAGACUCCGAAUCUGAAUCUGAUUCGGAAGAUGAUGAUUCUUCUGAAGACGAAGAAGCCACAGCAAGAGAACUGGCCGAGCAGAAACGAAAGGCAGAGGCCGCUGACAGACGUAAAAAAGCACAUGAAGCCGCAUUGGCAGCUAGGUCGAAGGAUAACCUGCGCUCUCCCAUUUGCUGUAUCCUUGGACACGUCGAUACUGGUAAAACUAAGCUUUUGGACAAGAUUCGACAAACCAACGUGCAGGAAGGAGAAGCUGGAGGUAUUACACAACAAAUUGGUGCGACUUACUUCCCUGUUGAGGCUAUCAGGAAGAAGAUUGCAGUAGUAAACAGAGAUGAUAGCUUUGAUCUCAAAGUUCCCGGUCUCUUGGUCAUCGAUACCCCUGGUCACGAGUCUUUCUCUAAUUUACGUUCCCGUGGAUCGUCACUUUGUAACAUCGCCAUUCUUGUUGUCGAUAUUAUGCACGGCCUUGAGCCCCAGACUUUGGAGUCGAUGAAACUCCUUCGAGAUAGAAAGACUCCUUUCAUUGUUGCUCUCAACAAGAUCGAUCGUCUAUAUGGCUGGAAAAAGGUUGAUAACAAUGGAUUCCAAGAAAGUUUGGCACUUCAAAAUAAGGGUGUCCAGAACGAAUUCGCGAAGCGUCUGGCCGAUACUAAGCUUGCUUUCGCCGAACAGUCAUUCAACGCCGAAGUCUUUUACGAGAACAAAUCUAUGGCUAGAAAUGUUUCCUUGGUUCCAACAUCAGCUCACACUGGUGAAGGUAUUCCAGAUAUGUUGAAGUUGAUUCUCCAACUCACCCAAGAGCGUAUGGUUGGUUCAUUGAUGUACCUUUCCGAAGUUCAAUGUACAGUCCUCGAAGUCAAGGCCAUCGAAGGGUUUGGUAUGACUAUUGAUGUCAUUCUAUCCAACGGUAUCCUUCGAGAAGGUGAUCGCAUCGUGUUAUGUGGUGUAGAUGGGGCUAUUACUACAAAUAUCCGAGCGCUUUUGACACCAGCCGAGAUGAAAGAACUUCGUCUGAAAUCCCAAUAUGUGCACAACAAGGAGGUCAAGGCCGCGCUCGGUGUCAAGAUUUCUGCACCAGGUCUCGAAGGUGCUAUUGCAGGUUCAAGAUUGAUGGUCGUUGGUCCUGAUGAUGAUGAGUCGGAUAUUGAGGCUGAGGUUGAGUCUGAUCUUGGGUGCACUCUUUAG